AUGGGCGUAAAGUUGCUGGCAAGUGAAGCUGCUGUGCUCCGAUAUCUCAGGAUCCAUAGCGAUAUUCCUGUUCCAGAAGCACACGAUUAUUGUGCUUCGUCCGAUAACGAUAUCAGAAUACCGUUUAUCCUCAUGAAUGAAGCGCCCGGCUGGCCACUUUCCAAAGCUUGGAAACUAGCUGGCUCCCCUCAACCUGGCCUAGACAUGCGCAGCAAAGCCAAAGUACUCGCACAGUUAGGCGGUAUUACCUGGAAGCUUUCACAACUACGGUUCGAUAAAAUCGGCUUGCUAUUCGAAGAAAAUGGCUUCUUUUUAAUCAGGGAAUGUCUCUCUCGUGGCCACGUGUUACAUGAACGAUAUGCUUUAGAGGUCGCCCGUGGUCCUUUCACUUCAGAAUUGGAAUUUUACGAUAGCCUGGUUUCAGCUUUCUCGGAGCACGCGGAAAUUCUGCAGUUAUCGCAUCACUGCUUUGUGGCACCAGUCCCAUCAUUCGACGACUACCCAUCCAGCACGCAAUAUAGAAGUGCUGUAGGUUUAUGGAACGAUUUCGUGACAAUUGGACGCAAGAUCGACACAUCAGAUAAUAGACUGGACUAUAUAAUUGUAGGCGACGCUCUCCGCGACAUUGUACAAAAACUUCAGCUUGGAGCUGUCAAUCCGGGCACUUUUCCGCUGAGCCAUGCCGAUUUGAGUGUUAACAAUAUCUAUGUCGACGAUGAGUAUAACAUCACCUGCAUCAUCGAUUGGGCAUUCACUUCGUCCGUUCCUGAAUCUAUGCUGUUAGCCACGCCAGGGUUGCCACAUUACUACGAAGAAAUCAGCUCCGAGCUACAUACACCCUUCAUAGAUGGCUUUAUUGAUGCUAUGCCCGGAUUCAUGGAAAGAAGGUCGAUCCACAGGUACCGCGAAUCGCUUGAACAAGGCCGAAUUGCCUGGAGACUGAGUCGACUUCUUGGUAUGGACUCUAUUGGGGAUUACGAUCUUCUCGCCACAGUAUGGCACUUCGCAUAUGACCCGGGAAAGGACAUCGGACAGCACUUUUUACAACGCCAGUAUUCGGCCCACUACCUUCGGCUCUACGAAGAAGUUCAAAUGGGGGAUCAGCCACUGUCGAAGAUCAGAAAGGAUGAAGAAGAUUAUUUUCGAAACAAAGAAUUUAGGGAAACAAUAGCUAGAAAGCUGACGCUCGUGUCCGAGCGGAAAACACAAUAUACCGUGAAUGACUCCCGGAGACUUCGGAAAGACAUGUUUGUCGCAUCGUCUAAAUUGUGGAAAUGGAUCCAACAAUUCAUGCAGGAUUGGGCAGCCAUGUCGUAG
Molecule: messenger RNA, 1317 nt
Organism: Aspergillus affinis
Lineage: Eukaryota; Fungi; Ascomycota; Eurotiomycetes; Eurotiales; Aspergillaceae
Product: Aminoglycoside phosphotransferase
Exons: 2
Coding region: 1-1317 (438 amino acids)
Source: RefSeq, a predicted model, not a curated record